UGCACUCAGUUUCGAGAUGUUGUUGAAAAUUGUCAUUGUUUUGGUGGCUUUAACGGCCACUAUUGAGGGGGCCUCCAAGCCUUUGAAACGGAUGCGGAAAGACUUGUCUUCCCUCCCGUUGAAGCUAAAAAAAGACCAUUUUAGCACUCUAGUGCGGAAAAGACGAGAGACGGAAGAUGAGGAAGUGGUGAUUGAAGCAAUAGAUGUGGAACCCAUUGAUAUGAUUAAAUUUUUUAUUGCGGAAGCGUGGGAGGACGACAAGUUGGGGAUGUUGGCCGAAUAUAUGACAGAUGAGAGUGACCACGAGUCGAAUAUGACAGUCAUAGGUUGGCAACGUGUGUUUGACGAAACUGGAAAAAUCUCACAGUUGGUAACCGUGCAAAUUGUAAUUCCCCCAAAACCGUUGACUGAGAUUGACGUUGCACGCACUGACGAUGACGAUGACGAUGAUGACAGUGACGAAGACGAUGAACGGCUUUUGCCACACGAUGAUAUCAACGAAAUGAAAGAAUUGUUUGAACCAAUGGCACGAUUGGGGAUUCCCCUAAGUAUGACAAUGGAGUCGUACGACAAAAAGGGUAAAUGCGAGUCGUUGUUGUACAUGGAUAAAGAUGAGUUGUAUGGUAAAUCUGAAGGUUUUGCGCUUUAUAAUAAAACUGCCAUUGCGAGUGAGAAGGAAGUUUCCGAUUUUAUCGACAGUUUGAAACCUGCCGGUUUGGGGAAACCCUCAAUUCUUAAAUAUGACGUUGAUGGUCACUUGAUUCUGGAGCAUAGUAAUAUUAGGCCACACAUGUUGGGCGAUGUUAUAGAUCAUGUCGAUGCUACUGAUGAGAUGUUGAUUGAAGGACCACAAAUUAUUGCCCAGAUUUCGCAACAGUACCCAAAAGAUAGUAUUCCCAAACAUUUAGCGAUUGAAUAUAAUAAAAAGUACCCGGAAUAUAAAUGGAGGGUUUUGGUCAGUCCGGAAAAUUAUUAUAUUACCAGAGAUGUGUCAUUGUCGUUGUCUUAUGACAAUUUUGAUUUGGAUGAAAAUAGUUAUGUUUGGUACUUGGUGUAUGGUGCCAAAAAGACCAAAAAUUAAUUUUAAAUAAAAUUUUUUGAGUGUUGUGUA
This is a messenger RNA of Tribolium madens (black flour beetle), 1111 nucleotides long. RefSeq lists its product as uncharacterized. NCBI's taxonomy places the organism in Eukaryota, Metazoa, Arthropoda, Insecta, Coleoptera, Tenebrionidae. Bases 17 to 1081 code for a protein of 354 amino acids. The record is from RefSeq and is a predicted model, not a curated record. The transcript is spliced from 4 exons.